AUGAUGUCAAAAGAUGGGGAAAUACGACGAGAUGAAACCUGUGUAGAUUACGCUGGGCAAGAUGUGAUGGUGUUCCCAUGUCACGGCAUGAAAGGAAAUCAAGAGUGGCAGUAUAAUCAUGAGACGGGUAGAGUAUUCCAUGCUGUAUCACAAAAGUGUUUGGAAAUGACCAAAGAUGGCGCGAAGUUGAAAAUGGAGCCGUGCAAUGCCUCGAACAAGUUCCAACAUUGGAAAUUCAAGGAAUACAAUGCAGAAAAAGCAAAAACAUACGGUGUUGUCAUACCGUAA
Messenger RNA from Cylicostephanus goldi, 288 nucleotides. The record is from the annotation of a GenBank genome assembly. NCBI's taxonomy places the organism in Eukaryota, Metazoa, Nematoda, Chromadorea, Rhabditida, Strongylidae.